Messenger RNA from Phodopus roborovskii (desert hamster), 1260 nucleotides. Its product is annotated as amine sulfotransferase. The record is from RefSeq and is a predicted model, not a curated record. The coding region runs from base 196 to 1074 and encodes 292 amino acids. The transcript is spliced from 7 exons. Gene Ontology annotation, molecular function: sulfotransferase activity. Lineage: Eukaryota; Metazoa; Chordata; Mammalia; Rodentia; Cricetidae. Gene Ontology annotation, cellular component: cytoplasm. Gene Ontology annotation, biological process: sulfation.
GUAGAUUUAGACACUACCAAUGUUUUCCUUGUCUUUUGCAAUAUAUAUGUUUGGAUGGCUCAGCCAUCUCUCCAGCCCUAUAUACUUAUCUUUUUAUGGUCAGAGUAUGGUGGUGCAUGACUUCCCAGCACUCUGGAGGCAGAAGGAGGUAGAUGUUUGUGAGUUGGAGAUGAGCUUCAUCUAUGGUAAAUAAUUAUGGACAACACAAAUGAAUACUUACUUAAAUUUAAAGGAUAUAAUUUUGAGAAAAGUAUUGUGGACAUUAAGCAUUUAGAAACAAUGGAAGACUUUGAAAUUAGAGAUGACGAUGUCUUCAUAAUCACGUACCCAAAAUCUGGUACUGUCUGGACUCAGCAGAUCCUCAGCUUGAUUUAUUUUGAAGGCCACCGAAACAGUACUGAAAACAUUGAAACAAUAAACAGAGCACCAUUCUUUGAGUAUAAUAUUCAUAAUUUAGACUUUGUCAAAAUGCCAUCACCUCGCAUCUUCACUUCUCAUCUUCCGUAUUACUUAGUACCAAAAGGUCUCAAGAAGAAAAAGGCUAAAAUUCUUUAUAUUUACAGAAACCCCAAAGACGUUUUGGUCUCAUUUUUUCAUUUUUCAAAUUGGUUGAUUACCUUAGAAGCUACAGAUACCAUUGAACAUUAUCUGGAAAAGUUUCUAGAUGGCAAAGUUGUAGGAAGCUGUUGGUUUGAUCACAUCAGAGGCUGGUAUGAACACAAGCAUGACUUCAACAUUAUGUUCCUGAGCUAUGAAGAUAUGAAGAAGGACCUUAGAAGCUCAGUGCUUAAAAUCUGUGGUUUUCUGGGGAAAGAACUGAAUGAAGACGACAUGGAUGCUGUGGUGAGACAAGCCACGUUUCAGAACAUGAAACGUGACCCACGAGCAAAUUAUGAUAAUGUUAUAAGACAUGAAAUUGGGACAAGAAACAAUGGAUAUUUUCUGCGCAAAGGCACCAUCGGAGACUGGAAACGUCACUUGACUGUGGAGCAGAAUGAAAGAUUUGACAUGAUAUUCGAGAGCAACAUGAAAAAAUUUCCCUUGAAGUUUAUCUGGGAUAUAAAUGAAGAAUAGAAUUCUAAUGUUCGUAUAAAAUAAACAUAAAAGUCCAUUAAGCAGAAGGCAUAUUUUUACAUCAACAGAGAUAUGUUUUUGUAUCUUAAUCAUUGAAUGGCAAACUUCAUUAAGAAGCAAAAUAAAUAAACUAUGCUUGGGAAGUUGCAAUGAGGUUAAUAAAUUACUUCAAAUUUCAAAAUUGAA